Molecule: messenger RNA, 10743 nt
Organism: Closterium sp. NIES-65
Lineage: Eukaryota; Viridiplantae; Streptophyta; Zygnematophyceae; Desmidiales; Closteriaceae
Source: the annotation of a GenBank genome assembly
AUGACCACUGACUCCAAUCCCAUUCUCCCUCCUUCCAUCACCCCGCCCCCUUCUCCCGCAUUCCAUCACCCCGACCCAUUCUCCCGCUUUCCAUCACCCCGCCCCAUUCUCCCGCUUUCCAUCACCCCACUUUAUUCUCCCGUUUUCCAUCACCCCACCCCAUUUUCCCGCUAUCCAUCAUCCCGCACUAUUCUCCCGCUUUCCAUCACCCUGCCCCAUUCAUCCGCUUUCCAUCACCCCGCCCCAUUCUCCCGCUUUCCAUCGCCCCACCCCAUUAUCACUCCUUCCAUCACCCCGCCCCAUUCUCCCUCCUUCCAUCAUCCCGCCCCAUUCAACCGUUUUCCAUCACCCCGCCCCAUUCUCUCACUUUCCAUCACCCCGCCCCAUUCUCCCGCUUUCCAUCACCCCGCCCCAUUCUCCCGCCAUCUAGUGCCCCGCCCCAUUCUCCCUCCUUCUAUCACCCCGCCCCAAUCUCCCGCUUUUCAUCACCCCGCCCAUUCUCCUGCUUUCCAUCAACCCGCCCCAUUCUCCCGCUUUCCAUCACCCCGCCCGAUUCUCCCGCUUUCCAUCACCCCGCCCCAUUCUCCCACUUUCCAUCACCCCGCCCCAUUCUCCCGCUUUCCAUCACCCCUCCCCCAUUCUCCCUGCUUCCAUCACCCCGCCCCAUUCUCCCUCUUUCCAUCACCCCGCCCCAUUCUCCCGCUUUCCAUCACCCCACCCCAUUCUCCCGCAUCCCAUUCUCCCUCCUUCCUUCAACCCGCCCCAUUCUCCCGCUUUCCAUCACCCCGCCCAUUCUCCCGCUUUCCAUCGCACCACCCCAUUCUCACUCCUUCCAUCACUCCGCCCCAUUCUCCCUCCUUCCAUCACCCCGCCCCAUUCAACCGCUUUCCAUCACCCCGUCCCAUUCUCCCGCUUUCCAUCACCCCGCCUCAUUCUCCCGCUUUCCAUCACCCCGCCCCAUACUACCGCUAUCCCGUGCCCUGCCCCAUUCCCCCUCCUUCUAUCACCCCGCCCCAUUCUCCCGCUUUCCAUCACCCCACCCCAUUCUCCCGCUUUCCAUCACCCUGCCCCAUUCUCCUGCUUUCCAUCACCCCGCCCCAUUCUCCCGCUUUCCAUCAACCCACCCCAUUCUCCCGCCUUCCAUCACCCUGCCCCAUUCUCCCGCAUUCCAUCACCCCGCCCAAUUCUCCCGCUUUCCAUCACCCCGCCUCAUUCUCCCGCUUUCCAUCUCCCCGCCCCAUUCUCCCUCCUUCCAACACCCCGACCCAUUCUCCAGCUUUCCAUCACCCCGACCCAUUCUCCCGCUUUCCAACACCCCGCCCCAUUCUUCCGCCAUCUAGUGCCCCGCCCCAUUCUCCCUCCUUCUAUCACCCCGCCCCAUUCUCCCUCUUUCCAUCACCCCGCCCCAUUCUCCCGCUUUCCAUCACCCCGCCCCAUACUACCGCUAUCCAGUGCCCCGCCCCAUUCUCCCUCCUUCUAUCAUCCCGCCCCAUUCUCCCGCUUUCCAACACCCCGCCCAUUCUCCUGCUUUCCAUCACCCCACCCCAUUCUCCCGCUUUCCAUCACCCUGCCCCAUUCUCCUGCUUUCCAUCACCCCGCCCCAUUCUCCCGCUUUCCAUCACCCCACCCCAUUCUCCCGCCUUCCAUCACCCUGCCCUAUUCUCCCGCUUUCCGUCACUCCGCCCAAUUCUCCCGCUUUCCAUCACCCCGCCCCAUUCUCCCGCUUUCCAUCUCCCCGCCCCAUUCUCCCUCCUUCCAUCACCCCGACCCAUUCUCCCGCUUUCCAUCACCCCGCCCCAUUCUCCCGCUUUCCAUCACCCCGCCCCAUUCUUCCGCCAUCUAGUGCCCCGCCCCAUUCUCCUUCCUUCUAUCACCCCGCCCCAUUCUCCCGCUUUCCAUCACCCUGCCCAUUCUCCCGCUUUCCAUCACCCCACCCCAUUCUCCCGCUUUCCAUCACCCCGCCCCAUUCUUCCGCUUUCCAUCACCCCGCCCUAUUCUCCCUCCUUCAAUCACCCCGCCCCAUUCUCCCUCCUUCCAUCACCCCGCCCCAUUCUCCCGCUUUCCAUCACCCUGUCCCAUUCUCCUGCUUGCCAUCACCCCUCCCCGUUCUCCCUCUUUCCAUCACGCCGCCCCAUUCUCCCGCUUUCUAUCACCCCGCCACAUUCUCCUGCUUUCCAUCACCCCGCCCCAUUCUCCCACUUUCCAUCACCUCGCCUCAUUCUCCCGCUUUCCAUCACCCCGCCCCAUUCUCCCGCUUUCCAGCACCCUGUCCCAUUCUCCCGCUUUCCAGCACCCCGCCCCAUUCUCCCGCUUUCCAUCAACCCGCCACAUUCUCCCGCUUUCCAUCACCCCGCCCCAUUCUCCCGCUUUCCAUCGCCCUGCCCCAUUCUCGCUUUCCAUCAUCCCUCUCGCUUUCCAUCACCCCGCCCCAUUCUCCCGCUUUCCAUCACCCCGCCUUCCCGCUUUCCAUCACACCGCCCCAUUCUCCCGCUUUCCAUCACCCCGCCCCAUUCUCCCUCCUUCCAUCACCCCUCCCCAUUCUCCCUCCUUCCAUCACCCCGCCCCAUUCUCCCGCUUUCCAUCACCCCACCCCAUCCUUCGCUUUCCAUCACCCCACCCCAUUCUCCCGCUUUCCAUCACCCUGUCCCAUUCUCCUGCUUGCCAUCACCCCUCCCCGUUCUCCCUCUUUCCAUCACGCGGCCCCAUUCUCCCGCUUUCUAUCACCCCGCCACAUUCUCCCGCUUUCCAUCACCCCGCCCCAUUCUCCCACUUUCUAUCACCUUGCCUCAUUCUCCCGCUUUCCAUGACCCCGCCCCAUUCUCCCGCUUUCCAGCACCCUGUCCGAUUCUCCCGCUUUCCUGCACCCCGCCCCAUUCUCCCGCUUUCCAUCAACCAGCCUCAUUCUCCCGCUUUCCAUCACCCCGCCCCAUUCUCCCGCUUUCCAUCGCCCUGCCCCAUUCUCGCUUUCCAUCAUCCCGUCCCAUUCUCCUGCUUUCCAUCACCCCACCCCAUUUUCCCGCUUUCCAUCGCCCCGCCCCAAUCUCCCGCUUUCCAUCACCCUGCCCCAUUGUCUCGCUUUCCAUCACCCCGCCCCAUUCUCCCGCUUUCCAUCACCCCGCCCCAUUCUCCCGCUUUCCAUCACACCGCCCCUUUCUCCCGCUUUCCAUCACCCCGCCCCGUUCUCCCUCCUUCCAUCACCCCGCCCCAUUCUCCCUCCUUCCAUCACCCCGCCCCAUUAUCCCGCUUUCCAUCACCCCACCCCAUCCUCCCGCUUUCCAUCACCCCACCCCAUUCUCCCGCUUUCCAUCACGUCGCCCCAUUCUCCCUCUUUUCAUCACCCCGCCUCACUCUCCCUCUUUUCAUCACCCCGCCCUAUUCUCCCGCUUUACAUCACCCCGCCCUAUUCUCCCUCUUUCCAUCAACCCGCCCCAUUCUCCUGCUUUCCAUCAUCCCGCCCCAUUCUCCCGCUUUCCAUCACCCCGCCCCGUUCUCCCGCUUUUUAGCACCCCGCCCCAUUCUCCCGCUUUCCAUCACCCCGCCCCAUUCUCCCGCUUUCCAUCACCCCGCCCCAUUCUCCCGCUUUUCAUCACCCCGCCCCAUUCUCCCUCCUUCCAUCACCCCGCCCCUUUCUCCCGCCUUCCAUCACCCCGCCCCAUUCUCCCGCUUUCCAUCACCCCGCCCAAUUCUCCUGCUUUCCAUCACCCCGCCCCAUUCUCCCUCCUUCCAUCACCCCGCCCCUUUCUCCCGCCUUCCAUCACCCCGCCCCAUUCUCCCGCUUUCCAUCACCCUGCCCAAUUCUCCCGCUUUCCAUCACCCCGCCCCAUUCUCCCUCCUUCCAUCACUCUGCCCCAUUCUCCCUCCUUCCAUCACCCCGCCCCAUUCUCCUGCUUUUCAUCACCCCACCCCAUUCUCCCGCUUCCCAUCGCCCGCCCCAUUCUCCCGCUUUCCAUCACUCCGCCCCAUUCUGCCGCUUUCCAUCACCCCGCCCCAUUCUCCCGGCUUCCAUCACCCCGCCCCGUUCUCCCGAUUUCCAGCACCCCGCCCCAUUCUCCCGCUUUCCAUCACCCCGCCCCAUUCUCCCUCCUUCCAUCACCUCGCCCCAUUCUCCUGCAUUCCAUCACCCCGCCCCAUUCUCCCGCUUUCCAUCACCCCGCCCCAUUCUCCCUCCUUCCAUCACCUCGCCCCAUUCUCCUGCAUUCCAUCACCCCGCCCCAUUCUCCCGCUUUCCAUCAUCCCGCCCCAUUCUCCCGCUUUCCAUCACCCCGCCCCAUUCUCCCUCCUUCCAUCACCCCGCCCCAUUCUCCCUCCUUCCAUCACCCCGCCCCUAUCUCCCGCUUCUCAUCACCCCGCCCCAUUCUCCCGCUUUCCAUCACCCCGCCCCAUACUCCGGCUUUCCAUCACCCCGCCCCAUUUUCCCGCUUUCCAUUACCCCGCCCCAUUCUCCCGCUUUCCAUCAUUCCGCCCCAUUCUCCCGCUUUCCAUCACCCCGUUCCAUUCUCCCUUCUUCCAUCACUCCCCCCAACUCUCCCGCUUUCCAUCACCCCGCCCCAUUCUCCCGCUUUCCAUCACCCCACCCCAUUCUCCCGCUUUCCAUCGCCCCGCCCCAAUCUCCCGCUUUCCAUCACCCUGCCCCAUUGUCUUGCUUUCCAUCACCCCGCCCCAUUCUCCCGCUUUCCAUCACCCCGCCCCAUUCUCCCGCUUUCCAUCACACCGCCCCAUUCUCCCGCUUUCCAUCACCCCGCCCCAUUCUCCCUCCUUCCAUCACCCCGCCCCAUUCUCCCUCCUUCCAUCACCCCGCCCCAUUCUCCCGCUUUCCAUCACCCCACCCCAUCCUCCUGCUUUCCAUCACCCCACCCCAUUCUCCCGCUUUCCAUCACGUCGCCCCAUUCUCCCGAUUUCCAUUACCCCGCCCCAUUCUCCCUCUUUUCAUCACCCCGCCCUAUUCUCCCGCUUUACAUCACCUCGCCCUAUUCUCCCUCUUUCCAUCAACCCGCCCCAUUCUCCCGCUUUCCAUCAUCCCGCCCCAUUCUCCCGCUUUCCAUCACCCCGCCCCGUUCUCCCGCUUUCCAGCACCCCGCCCCAUUCUCCCGCUUUCCAGCACCCCGUCCCAAUCUCCCGCUUUCCAUCACCCCGCCCCAUUCUCCCGCUUUCCAUCACCCCGCCCCAUUCUCCCGCUUUCCAUCACCCCACCCCAUUCUCCCGCUUUCCAUCGCCCCGCCCCAAUCUCCCGCUUUCCAUCACCCCACCCCAUUCUCCCGCUUUCCAUCGCCCCGCCCCAAUCUCCCGCUUUCCAUCACCCUGCCCCAUUGUCUUGCUUUCCAUCACCCCGCCCCAUUCUCCCGCUUUCCAUCACCCCGCCCCAUUCUCCCGCUUUCCAUCACACCGCCCCAUUCUCCCGCUUUCCAUCACCCCGCCCCAUUCUCCCUCCUUCCAUCACCCCGCCCCAUUCUCCCUCCUUCCAUCACUCCGUCCCAUUCUCCCGCUUUCCAUCACCCCGCCCCAUUCUCCCGCCUUCCAUCACCCCGCCCCGUUCUCCCAAUUUCCAGCACCCCGCCCCAUUGUCCCGCUUUCCAUCACCCCGCCCCAUUUUCCUGCAUUCCAUCACCCCGCCCCAUUCUCCCGCUUUCCAUCACCCCGCCCCAUUCUCCCGCUUUCCAUCGCCCUGCCCCAUUCUCGCUUUCCAUCAUCCCGCCCCAUUCUCCCGCUUUCCAUCACCCCACCCCAUUCUCCCUCCUUACAUCACCCCGCCCCAUUCUCCCUCCUUCCAUCACCCCGCCCCUAUCUCCCGCUUUUCAUCACCCCGCCCCAUUCUCCCGCUUUCCAUCACCCCGCCCCAUACUCCGGCUUUCCAUCACCCCGCCCCAUUUUCCCGCUUUCCAUUACCUCGCCCCAUUCUCCCGCUUUCCAUCAUUCCGCCCCAUUCUCCCGCUUUCCAUCACCCCGUUCCAUUCUCCCUCCUUCCAUCACCCCCCCCCCAAUUCUCCCGCUUUCCAUCACCCCGCCCCAUUCUCCCGCUUUCCAUCACCCCACCCCAUUCUCCUGCUUUCCAUCGCCGCGCCCCAAUCUCCCGCUUUCCAUCACCCUGCCCCAUUGUCCCGCUUUCCAUCACCCCGCCCCAUUCUCUCGCUUUCCAUCACCCCGCCCCAUUCUCCCGCUUUCCAUCACCCCGCCCCAUUCUCCCUCCUUCCUUCACCCCGCCCCAUUCUCCCUCCUUCCAUCACCCUGCCCCAUUCUCCCGCUUUCCAUCACCCCACCCUAUCCUCCCGCUUUCCAUCACCCAACCCCAUUCUCCCGCUUUCCAUCACCCCGCCCCAUUCUCCCUCUUUCCAUCACCACCCCGCCCCAUUCUCCCGCUUUCCAGCACCCCGUCCCAUUCUCCCGCUUUCCAUCACCCCGCCCCAUUCUCCCGCUUUCCAUCACCCCGCCCCAUUCUCCCGCUUUUCAUCACCCCGCCCUAUUCUCCCGCUUUCCAUCACCCCGCCCCAUUCUCCCUCCUUCCAUCACCCCGCCCCUUUCUCCCGCCUUCCAUCACCCCGCCCCAUUCUCCCGCUUUCCAUCACCCGCCCAAUUCUCCCGCUUUCCAUCACCCCGCCCCAUUCUCCCUCCUUCCAUCACUCCGCCCCAUUCUCCCUCCUUCCAUCACCCCGCCCCAUUCUCCUGCUUUUCAUCACCCCACCCCAUUCUCCCGCUUUCCAUCGCCCGCCCCUUUCUCCCGCCUUCCAUCACUCCGCCCCAUUCUCCCGCUUUCCAUCACCCCGCCCCGUUCUCCCGAUUUCCAUCACCCCGCCCCAUUCUCCCGCUUUCCAUCACCCGGCCCCAUUCUCCCUCCUUCCAUCACCCCGCCCCAUUCUCCUGCAUUCCAUCACCCCGCCCCAUUCUCCCGCUUUCCAUCACCCCGCCCCAUUCUCCCGCUUUCCAUCACCCCACUUCAUUCUCCCGUUUUCCAUCACCCUGCCCCUAUCUCCCGCUUUUCAUCAACCCGCCCCAUUCUCCCGCUUUCCAUCACCCCGCCCCAUACUCCGGCUUUCCAUCACCCCGCCCCAUUUUCCCGCUUUCCAUUACCCCGCCCCAUUCUCCCGCUUUCCAUCACCCCGUUCCAUUCUGCCUCCUUCCAUCACCCCCCCCCCCCCCCAAUUCUCCCGCUUUCCAUCACCGCGCCCCAUUCUCCUGCUUUCCAUCACCCCACCCCAUUCUCCUGCUUUCCAUCGCCCUGCCCCAAUCUCCCGCUUUCCAUCACCCUGCCCCAUUGUCCCGCUUUCCAUCACCCCGCCCCAUUCUCCCGCUUUCCAUCACCCCGCCCCAUUCUCCCGCUUUCCAUCAUCCCGCCCCAUUCUCCCUCCUUCCUUCACCCCGCCCCAUUCUCCCUCCUUCCAUCACCCCGCCCCAUUCUCCCGCUUUCCAUCACCCCACCCCAUCCUCCCGCUUUCCAUCACCCCACCUCAUUCUCCCGCUUUCCAUCACCCCGCCCCAUUCUCCCUCUUUCCAUCAAGUCGCCCCAUUCUCCCGAUUUCCAUUACCCCGCCCCAUUCAACCUCUUUUCAUCACCCCGCCCUAUUCUCCCGCUUUACAUCACCCCGCCCGAUUCUCCCGCUUUCCAUCAACCCGCCCCAUUCUCCCGCUUUCCAUCAUCCCGCCCCAUUCUCCUGCUUUCCAUCACCCCGCCCCAUUCUCCCGCUUUCCAACACCCCGCCCCAUUCUGCCGCUUUGCAGCACCCCGUCCCAUUCUCCCGCUUUCCAUCACCCCGCCCCAUUCUCCCGCUUUCCAUCACCCCGCCCCAUUCUCCCGCUUUUCAUCACCCCGCCCUAUUCUCCCGCUUUCCAUCACCCCGCCCCAUUCUCCCUCCUUCCAUCACCCCGCCCCUUUCUCCCGCCUUCCAUCACCCCACCCCAUUCUCCCGCUUUCCAUCACCCCGCCCAAUUCUCCCGCUUUCCAUCACCCCGCCCCAUUCUCCCUCCUUCCAUCACUCCGCCCCAUUCUCCCUCCUUCCAUCACCCCGCCCCAUUCUCCUGCUUUUCAUCACCCCACCCCAUUCUUUCGCUUUCCAUCACCCGCCCCAUUCUCCCGCUUUCCAUCACUCCGCCCCAUUCUCCCGCUUUCCAUCACGCCGCCCCGUUCUCCCGAUUUCCAUCACCCCGCCCCUUUCUCCCGCUUUCCAUCACCCCGCCCCAUUCUCCCUCCUUCCAUCACCCCGCCCCAUUCUCCUGCAUUCCAUCACCCCGCCCCAUUCUCCCGCUUUCCAUCACCCCGUCCCAUUCUCCCGCUUUCCAUCACCCCUCUUCAUUCUCCCGUUUUCCAUCACCCCGCCCCAUUUUCCCGCUAUCCAUCAUCCCGCACUAUUCUCCCGCUUUCCAUCACCCUGUCCCAUUCAUCCGCUUUCCAUCACCCCGCCCCAUUCUCCCGCUUUCCAUCGCCCCACCCCAUUAUCACUCCUUCGAUCACCCUGCCCCAUACUCCCUCCUUCCAUCACCCCGCCCCAUUCAACCGCUUUCCAUCACCCGCCCCAUUCUCUUGCUUUCCAUCACCCCGCCCCAUUCUCCCGCUUUCCAUCACCCCGUCCCAUUCUCCCGCUUUCCAUCACCCCGCCCCAUUCUCCCGCUUUCCAUCACCCUGCCCCAUUCUCCCGCUUUCCAUCGCCCGCCCCAUUCUCCCGCUUUCCAUCACUCCGCACCAUUCUCCCACUUUCCAUCACCCCGCCCCAUUCUCCCGCCUUCCAUCACCCCGCCCCGUUCUCCCGAUUUCCAUCACCCCGCCCCAUUCUCCCGCUUUCCAUCACCCCGCCCCAUUCUCCCUCCUUCCAUCACCCCGCCCCAUUCUCCCUCCUUCCAUCACCCCGCCCCAUUCUCCCGCAUUCCAUCACCCCACUUCAUUCUCCCGUUUUCCAUCACCCCGCCCCAUUCUCCCGCCUUCCAUCACCCCGCCCCGUUCUCCCGAUUUCCAUCACCCCGCCCCAUUCUCCCGCUUUCCAUCACCCCGCCCCAUUCUCCCUCCUUCCAUCACCCCGCCCCAUUCUCCCUCCUUCCAUCACCCCGCCCCAUUCUCCCGCAUUCCAUCACCCCACUUCAUUCUCCCGCUUUCCAUCACCCCGCCCCAUUCUCCCACUUUCCAUCACCCCUCCCCCAUUCUCCCUGCUUCCAUCACCCCGCCCCAUUCUCCCUCCUUCCAUCACCCAGCCCCAUUCUCCCGCUUUCCAUAACCCCGCCCCUUUCUCCCGCUUUCCAUCACCCCACCCCAUUCUCCCGCUUUCCAUCACCCCGCCGCAUUCUCCCGCUUUCGAUCACCCCGCCCCAUUCUCCCGCUUUCCAUCACCCCACCCAAUUCUCCCGCUUUCCAUCAACCCGCCCCAUUAUCCAGCUUUCCAUCACCCCGCCCCAUUCUCCCUCCUUCCAUCACCCCGCCCCAUUCUCCUGCUUACCAUCACCCCGCCCGUUCUCCCGCUUUCCAUCGCACCACCCCAUUCUCACUCCUUCCAUCACCCCGCCCCAUUCUCCCUCCUUCCAUCACCCCGCCCCAUUCAACCGCUUUCCAUCACCCCGUCCCAUUCUCCCCCUUUCCAUCACCCCGCCCCAUUCUCCCGCUAUCCAUCACCCCACCCAAUUCUCCCGCUUUCCAUCACCCCACUUCAUUCUCCCGUUUUCCAUCACCCCGCCCCAUUUUCCCGCUAUCCAUCAUCCUGCACUAUUCUCCUACUUUCCAUCACCCUGCCCCAAUUAUCCACUUUCCAUCACCCCGCCCCAUUUUCCCGCUUUCCAUCGCCCCACCCCAUUAUCACUCCUUCCAUCACCCCGCCCCAUUCUCCCUCCUUCCAUCACCCCGCCCCAUUCAACCGCUUUCCAUCACCCCGCCCCAUUCUCUCGCUUUCCAUCACCCCGCCCCAUUCUCCCGCUUUCCAUCACCCCGCCCCUUUCUCCCGCCAUCUAGUGCCCCGCCUAAUUCUCCCUCCUUCUAUCACCCCGCCCCAUUCUCCCGCUUUCCAUCACCCCGCCCUUUCUCCUGCUUUCCGUCAACCCGCCCCAUUCUCCCUCCUUCUACCACCCCACCCAAUUCUCCCGCUUUCCAUCACCCCGCCCCAUUCUCCCGCUUUCCAUCACCUCGCCCCACUCUCCCUCCUUCCAUCAUCCCGCCCCAUUCUCCCGCUUUCUAUCACCCCGCCCAUUCUCCCGCUUUCCAUCGCACCACCCCAUUCUCACUCCUUCCAUCACCCCGCCCCAUUCUCUCUCCUUCCAUCAACCCGCCCCAUUCAACCGCUUUUCCUCACCCCGUCCCAUUCUCCCGCUUUCCAUCACCCCGCCCCAUUCUCCCGCUUUCCAUCACCCCGCCCCAUACUACCGCUAUCCAGUGCCCUGCCCCAUUCUCCCUCCUUCUAUCACCCCGCCCCAUUCUCCCGCUUUCUAUCACCCUGCCCAUUCUCCUGCUUUCCAUCACCCCACCCCAUUCUCCCGCUUUCCAUCACCCUGCCCCAUUCUCCCGCUUUCCAUCACCCCACCCCGUUCUCCCGCCUUCCAUCACCCUGCCCCAUUCUCCCGCUUUCCAUCACCCCGCCCAAUUCUCCCGCUUUCCAUCACCUCGCCCCUUUCUCCCGCUUUCGAUCUCCCCGCCCCAUUCUCCCUCCUUCCAUCACCCCGACCCAUUAUCCCGCUUUCCAUCACCCCGCCCCAUUCUCCCGCUUUCCAUCACCCCGCCCCAUUCUUCCGCCAUCUAGUGCCCCGCCCUAUUCUCCCUCCUUCUAUCACCCCGCCCCAUAA